UUUUUUUUUUUCUUUUUUUUCCUUCUUUGCCCUUUGAUAGCAUUUUUAUAUUAUUUUUCUAGCUGUACUUUGCACAGAACCGGGCCGGACCGAAUAGGGAUAAACUCGGAUUAAGAUCAAACACUGUGCGAUGAACUGUCUGUUUAAAGGCGCCCUGCGGAUGCCAGCCGUCGCUAGACUGGCCACUACCCACAGUACUCGCGCAAUAACCCCACUCCAGCAUCACAGUUACUCCUCAGCAGCAGGAGCAGCGGCAGCACGCAACGCAAGCGCAUCGGCACUGCCCCCAGGAAGCCACCUCGCGGGAAAGAGCAGCCUGACACCGCGGAUCCACGAAAAGCUGCAAGUGCUACAAACCAAAUACGCCAAGCUCAACGAGCGCAUGAGCGGCAACAUAGGCGAGCUUGGGCGAGAAGAGCUAGCCAAGCUAUCCAAAGACAUGAGCGACACAGGGCUUAUUGCAAUCCCAUACAGGCGGCUUUUGGAGCUAUACAGCGAGCUGGUCGAGCUCCAGCAAAUGGUUGAUUCGGGGGAUACUUCGCUGCGCGGCAUGGCGCAGGAGGAGCAGCAGGUGGUGUUGGCAGGCAUUACUGAGUGCGAGCGGGAAAUCGUUGGCGGCUUAUUGCCCAAGGAUUCGGCCGAAAAGGCCGGCGCCAUCAUGGAGAUCAGGGCGGGCACUGGCGGCGACGAGGCGUCGCUAUUCUCGGGCGAUCUGCUGCACAUGUACGAACGCUACGCGCAGUCGCGCGGGUGGAAGUUCAGCACGAUUGCAAUGGACGGCGACGGCGACCAGGUCAAGGAGGCAGUUGUCGAGAUCUCCGGCCGCGGCGUAUUCGGAGUCCUGAUGUUUGAGUCUGGCGUGCAUCGCGUCCAGCGCGUGCCGGCGACCGAAGGCCAGGGUCGCAUCCACACGAGCACAGUGACGGUGGCGGUGUUGCCGCAGGCCUCUGACGUCCACAUUGAGAUUAAGGAAAACGACCUGCGGAUCGACGUGUUUCGCGCCUCGGGCAAGGGUGGCCAGCAUGUGAACACAACGGACAGCGCCGUCCGCAUCACGCAUCUGCCCACUGGAAUCGCCGUCGAAAACCAGCAGGAAAGGUCGCAGCUGCGGAACAAGGAAAAGGCCAUGAAGCUUUUGCGUGCGAGGCUGUACGAUAAGGAGCGGCAGAAGCUGGACAUUGAGCGUCGUGAAUCCAGAAACAAGCUCAUUGGCACUGGCGAUCGCUCGGAAAAAUGCCGCACCUACAAUUACCCGCAGAAUCGGGUUACUGACCAUCGGAUAAACUAUAGCUUGUACGAUCUGGAGGGCGUCAUGGGCGGGUCCUCGAUGCAAUACAUUGUUGAUCAGCUCCGCAUGCAGCACGAUUUGGACGAAUUGGCAAACAUGGGCUAGACGCGUAAAAAUAUAUUAUUUUCCCCCAGUUAAUUUGACUCCACGUGUAGUGACUUGUACCUAAACAUCUACAGGCUUGGGCCUGGGCGUUGGCCAAUUAAACAAUUCUAGAUCAGAAAAAAUAUCUAAUAAUUGCCUUUGCUCUGAUCUACUCUUUACUCUGCUCUUUCGGUUACUACUUUUGUGAAGGUGUUUUGAAUUUACUGAUUCCGCUGCCAAGAUAAUCCCAUCCACCCGUGUUUAUUUUGUGAGACAUUCGCAAGCUCUGGCUGACCCCUACUGCUGCAAAAACAGGUGGAACAUUUGUUAAAUAGUUUUUGGUGGUUUCCUACACACAAAUAAAUAACAAUCAAAAAA
Messenger RNA from Kickxella alabastrina, 1750 nucleotides. RefSeq lists its product as uncharacterized. Bases 131 to 1393 code for a protein of 420 amino acids. NCBI's taxonomy places the organism in Eukaryota, Fungi, Kickxellomycota, Kickxellomycetes, Kickxellales, Kickxellaceae. Gene Ontology annotation, molecular function: translation release factor activity. Gene Ontology annotation, biological process: translational termination. The record is from RefSeq and is a predicted model, not a curated record. The transcript has a single exon.